GCCGGUGGCCUCUACGUGCUCGGCACCACCCGGCACGAGUCCCGGCGCAUCGACAACCAACUCCGGGGACGAGCCGGACGCCAGGGCGAUCCUGGCACCACCCGAUUCUUCAUCUCUCUGCAGGACGACGUCUUCCGAGUCUUCGGCGGCGACAAGAUCGAGAGUUUGAUGGACCGCUUCCGGCUCGGCGACCAGAUCCCGCUGCAGAGCCCCAUUGUCAACGAUACUCUGGACCGGGUCCAGAAGGCCGUGGAAGAGUUCUUCAAGAAGACGCGAACCACGCUCUUCGAGUUCGACAAGGUGAUCUCAAAGCAGCGUGAGCUCACCUACAACACCCGCAAGGAGUUCCUGGCCAAUGACGAUGAGGCUGUCCUGAAGCUCGUAAAGGAGUGGGGAAAGGACGCCGUGAAGUUCCACAUCGAGCAGGUCACGGGCAAAACGCCGGAGGAGGAGAAGAGCACCGAGGAAAAGGCGACUGAGUUCAAGGAGUACUUCGGUCUGGAGAUGCCUGAGCUGAGUGCCGGGAUGAAGCCUGCGGAGGUGGAGGCAAAGCUGAACGAAGUGGUGCAGAAGGGCAUCACGGAGAAAGCCGCCUCCUACGAGGAGUUCCGUCCGGGAUUCGCGGUCGAAGCCGCCCGUAUCGCCACUGUUGUGACCAUCGAUGACGAGUGGAAAGCUCUGCUGCAGAAGAUGGACGCAUUGAAGCAAACAGUCGGCCUUGCGGCGUACAAGGGUUCCGAGCCCCUGAAGGAGUAUCAAGUCCAGGGCUUCAGGAUGUACCAGAAG
Symbiodinium sp. CCMP2456 is the source of this 786-nucleotide messenger RNA. NCBI's taxonomy places the organism in Eukaryota, Dinophyceae, Suessiales, Symbiodiniaceae. The record is from the annotation of a GenBank genome assembly.